UUGAUGCAAAAGUUAGCGGAUGUUACAGCAAAAUAUAACAAAAAGAAGAGAAAGUUACAGAAAUGUGAUAGAAUAGCUGCUGCCAAACAACAUGUAAGACAAAGACUAGCAGAACAAUCAAAUAAAUGUUCACCUGGCAAACCAUCAUCAGCAAAUGAAUCAGACUCAGAAAUAUCAAAAAGAUUACCAUCUGUUUUUGAAGCAGUGGAAAAUAACAAUAUGUGUUCAUGUGACAUUGAAUGUACAGGUCAUGGAGAGACACAGAUUAGGAAGGUGGGACAAUGCUCCACUAAGAGGCACAGCGUCACUUUCUUGCUUAAUGAAAACAAUCUAGCAGAUGAUGAUGUGAUGGUGGUUCAGUCACAAGAUCUUUUCGAAGAUCUCUCACAAACUGAUACAGCAAAUUAUUGUGAUGUUAGUGAAUUACCAGUUGAAUCAAGGAAUCAAAGUGAUGAUGCAGCCCAUUUAUCCUCACUGGAGAGCAUAUGUCUUGGGGCAUCAACAGUUGAGAGAAAAUGUGAUUUUCCUGAAGAUGACAGUCACUGUGUAACUUUGUCCAAUUUUGAUACAGUUUUAGCAAAUACAAAUGAAAAUAAAACAUGUACACCCUUGAAAUCAUCUACAAAAGAUGGUUUAGAAAAUGGUCAACUUUUCUCUCCAUUAACCAAGACAAGUUCAAAUGAUGUGAAAUCUAGGAUGGAAUGCAGUUCCUCUAAGACUUUUGAUUUAACUGCAAUUGCUUGCAACAUUUCUUCAUGUCCAACUGCGACCGAUAGUGGUGAUGUUAAUUGGGAAAACACUUCUGUAACUGAUUCAUGCUCCACAUGUUUGAAUGAACAGGAAAUGCCAACAAAGAAAAGCACUUUACAAAUGACUGAUUCAGUAGUUGGACCUGAAAAAUCUGCAAAGUCUGUCAGUAAUAGCUGCAAUGUUACUAAAUCAUUCAUCAGAGACAAAUGUGAAGAUCAGAACAACAAGAUGCAAGAUGACACAACAGAGGAACCAAAUACAUUACAUGUACAAGAAGUUAAUUCAGAGAGAUUUGCAAAAAAUAUCCAACAACCUGCCAAUACUGCCAAAGUUUUUCAAGUUCCUGGUAGUCAGGAUCUUCAUUCUGUGAGUCCAACUGCAGUUCCAGAAUCAGAUCUAUCUGAUUGUCACUCUCAGGAAUCUCAAUCUUUGCUUAUUGGAUUGAUAGCAGAAGACAAUAUCACCAAUGUUAACAGCGAAAUGCAACGAAUGACUGACUUAGAACGAUUUACAAGCAAUAACUCAGAAUCUAUUGGUUUACAGGGUAACUCAAAGACUGAUAUGGAAUGUGUAGAGCAAGUUCAACUAAAAAACUUUACAGAUACUGAAAUUGUAAUACCAGAAAAACAAAGAAUACUUGCUUCACCAGUAAAUAAUUUUGGUGUCAUUGAACGGAUGUCAGGUUCAGUCCAAAAUAAACCUGACAAUCUUCAGAUACACAUUAACAACAGGGAAUUAUCUGAAUUGGAAAAUAUUGUAGUUUCAACUCCAUCCUGCUCCCGGUUUAAAUCAAUCGAUAACCCUAUUGUCUCACCACUCUACAUGACUCCAUGUGAAAUGGUCAAAUCAAGGCACAGGAAGUGUCGACAGUCACAGAAACCUACACCUGCCAGUCGUCGAAGAUCAAGGAGAACUCCCAAAAGUGCUUAUAAUCAACAAUGUGAACCAAUAAUCAAAUAUGAAAGCAGUGACUAUGAAACUAACACUCUUUCCUAUACGACUAGUAGCUCUAAUUCUGGAACUGUUGAUACACAGCAACUAAAAGAUAAUUUUAAAUAUGACACUGAUGGCAAAGUAUUUCCUGCUAUUUCAAGUGUAUUAACUGACAACAGAAUACAAGAUUUCUUUCUUCCAGAUCAAGACUUUUGUAACCUGAAACUGAGUAAGCUAAAGGAGGUGUACAGUAAUGCCAGUUAUUCAGUAGAGUCACUAGUAGCUAAUCAAAGUAACUGUGAUAGUGACAGUGCAUCAAGUGUCAGUAGUUCCAUAGCUGGCAACGGUGGAAAAACAUCUCGCAUAAGAAGUAAACUCUCUAGGUCUUGGAAGAAACGUAUCGACAGUGAUUCCUUUGAGAGUUCAUGCUCUUUGACCAGCACCGAUGAAAAGCCUAUAAAGGAAUAUUGUUGUGUCAAAGAAAAUAAUCUCACAAUGGAGAAUGACAUGACUGAAAUGAAAACCUGUCUCCCAGACAUUGUCUCAUCACCAUCAAAAGUUACACAAGAUAAGCAACCACAGGGUAGGGGUAGAGGCAGAGGUAGAGGCAGAGGCAGAGGUAGAGGCAGGGGCAGACCACCCAAAGUACUAAAAAACAGGCUUCCUCAGAAAGAAAAUGUACUAGAGAGCAAACAAGAAAGUGAUGAUUUGUCAUAUCCGGUUUGUCUUCCAUUGCCUGAUUUUAGCCAAUCUGUUAGUGCAAAUAGUGAUGAUUGUUUAGUUGCAAAGGAAGGCUCUCCUGCAUCCUAUUUGAUAUCAGACAGAGAGAACAAUUCUAGCAUUACUGUAAGCACACAAGAGGAUUCAGAAAAAGAUUGUGGCAGUGAUGAAGCAGUUAAAGGUAAAGUAAUAUUACAGCAACCAAAUACCAUUGGGGUUAAACGAAAAAGAGGAAGACCACCAAAAAAGAAAAAGAGAAAGUUUGAGCAGUCAGAAAGGAACACUUUAUUUGCUAGUCAGAAAAGCAGUGGAAAUUUAGUGUUCCCGGUUUCCUUCCCACAAACUGGAGAUAGCCCAGUGUUUGUUAACCAGAAGGACCAGAGUCAGGAAGGGCAUCUCCAGUGCAAGAGUGUCCCACGCAGAGAGGUGGAUGGCCGCAUCCAAGACAACAUUGGGACAACUGCAUUAUACCAAAGUGACCCAUUUGGUAAGGUAUCUAUAGAAAAAGAUUCCCCACAGAUGUCAAUAUUUCAGGCUGAGUAUUCACAGAAACCUGUAUCACAAUAUUCAGAACCACAGUACCUCAAAGAUUCCACUGUGUGUAAUAAUAGCAAUGAACUCAUGCUACAGUCUGUUGAUAAUAUUGAAUAUCAAAACAUACCUCACUCUAGUAAUUCUGACAAGCUUGGAUUUACAAAACCUAGUAUAGAUCUCCCUACCGAUGACCCACCACCAUUUGCACACAGAGAACAUCCUCAGAGCCAGCACAGUGAUGUACCAGAAUUAUCACCAGUACACGUCCCACCUGUUAUUCUACCAUCUAUAUCUCAGUCACAGUGUAGUCAUGAUGAACAGUUUGAUGUUCUACAAUUUGCCGCAUGCCUGAAGCACCAGUCUGUGAAUGAGCAAGUACGAUCUAUCCACUACACGUCUCUUGUACAUCAUUCUAAGACAGUGGAUAUCAUUGUUACAUGUCUCUCACAGUCUCUUGCCAUAUGGAUGGAAAAUAGUAUCACUGAAGACUGGACAAUUGUAAUGGCGCACUCCUUUCUUGAGAAUGAAGUAACUUCUCUAAUGGAUGUGAUUACACACAGUGAAUACUUUAUUGUGGUUGUUGGAGGCAAACUACAGCAAACAUGUGUUAGAGUAUUUAGAUUUGAUCUUGAAAAAAAUGAAAAGGAAAUUCUAGAUCUGUGUGACAAUACUGAUGAGUUUAUAACACUGGUAUGUCUUAAUAGACAAGUUAUUGUGUCUUUAAAUAAUGGGUAUAGUGACUUCAGAGUGAUCAGUGUUUUCAUGGAUACACAGUAUAGACAGGUAGUCGGUAUAGUGUGUAUGCAAUCUGGUAAUUCAUCAGUUACAUCACUGUCUGUAGUCAAAGGUGAAGAGAAUCUAGUCAUGGGUACAACUAGAAACAAGAUAAUUCUGUGGAAUACUUGUAAUGGUGACACACUACUCACUAUUGAUAUGCAAGAACAGUUGACUUCAUCAGUUGCAUGGUACUCUGAGAUUGAAUCAGGCUUGCUGUUUGUGUUAUUGGGAAAUAAGGAUCCUAGCAGUCAGCCAGAACACCAGACUGUAUCCUCCUCACAUGGUAAUCUACAAUGUAGUGUAUGUACAUUAGUUGUUAUAAACCCAAUGAAUGGAAGAUUAUCUAUGAUCAAUCAGUAUUAUAAAUCUAAUUUGACAGAAAACAAAAGUUGUCUGCAUGGUUGUGUUCAGGACAACUACAUCUCCUGUAUUCUAGAUGAUGGAACAGUGACAACUUGGGAUAUGUUUUCUGGACAGAUAGUUGCAGAACUGCCAAAUUGCAAUGCUACAUGCAUUGCCUUGAACCAAAACCGAAAUAGACUUUGCAUCGGGAUUGACCAGUGCUGUGUACAUAUAUAUAAAUGUUAG
Molecule: messenger RNA, 4302 nt
Organism: Saccoglossus kowalevskii
Lineage: Eukaryota; Metazoa; Hemichordata; Enteropneusta; Harrimaniidae
Source: RefSeq, a predicted model, not a curated record